This is a messenger RNA of Pelagomonas calceolata, 2179 nucleotides long. NCBI's taxonomy places the organism in Eukaryota, Pelagophyceae, Pelagomonadales, Pelagomonadaceae. The record is from the annotation of a GenBank genome assembly.
CCGUUGAGGCAGCUAUGGGCACCGAGAAGUGCGCAGAUGCGUGCGGAAAGUUGCCUAGUGUCUUUGAGACGCUAGUGGAUUAUCCCUAAGUUGUAGCCGCAAAAGGAGAGAAUAUCGGGCAAAAGCGGCAACAUAACAGUGUCCGAGAGCCAAGCGACCCGUCGAGCAGCAACAGCGGACUAGACGUGAGCCCCCAGCAAAACGUUCGCGGCCGACGCGGCCGCAUUUGACGUCAAACGCUGCCAGAUCCGGAUCUGCCGGCGAGGCGCCCGCGACGCCCGCGCGCCGGCCCGAGACGACGCCCGCGGCCGCCCCCCCCCCCCGCCCGCAGCGACCCCCAACCGCCACCGCCGCAGGUCUCCGUCAUGGCGCGCUCCCUGAGGCUGCUCCUCGCGGCGGCGGCGGCCGUCUCGGGCUUUAAGCAGUUCUCGAACUUCAAACUACCGUCCAUCGGCGGCGUCAAGGCCGACCUCGAGGCGCGGGCCAAGUUCGGCGACAAGAAGCUCGUUGUGGUCACCGGUACCAGUUCUGGUUUGGGAAGGAAGACCGCCCGCGCUUUAGUAAGGACGGGCAAGUACCACGUCGUCGGGGCGGUGAGGGAUGUGGACAAGAUGGCCGUCGUCGCGGAGAUCGAGGACUUUGACACGGACCGGUUCACGGCGAUGGAGUGCGAACUGAACUCGUUCGAGUCCGUCCGGGACUUCUGCAAGAACUUAGAUGCAUGGCGCUGCAACAAGCCCAUCGACCGCUUGAUCUGCAACGCGGGCGUCUACCAGCCGUCGCUCCCCUACGCGAAGUGGUCCGCGGACGGCCACGAGCAGACGAUGCAGAUUAAUUACCUGUCGCACUUCCUGAUGAUCUCGUUAUUGAUGCCGGACAUGGUGCGGGCGCGCGACCCGCGGGUUAUCCUUGUGGGUUCGGUGACGGGCAACGACAACACCGUGGGCGGCGGGGGCGUCUACCCCAUCGCGGACCUGAAGGAAUUGGAAGGCCUGAAGGCCGGCGCCAAAAAUCCCAUCAGCAUGUUCGACGGCUACAAUUUUGAUGGAGCUAAAGCUUAUAAAGAUUCGAAGCUUUGUUUGAUGAUGACGUCGAACUUGCUCCAUGACAAGUACCACAAGCAGACGGGCAUUUCGUUUUCGUCCAUCUAUCCCGGCUGCAUCGCGGAGUCGCCGUUGUUCCGAGAGAAGCGGCCCUGGUUCCGGAAGUACUUUCCCGUCUUCAUGAAGUAUAUUACUGGAGGUACAAUACGGUGUGGAAAUUGAACCGUACGCCAUCGACGCGAACGUUCGUGCCCCGCAGGCUUCGUCGGCGAAGAAGAGGCGGGCCUGCGCCUCUUCCAGGUCGCCCACGACCCGCGCUGCGCCAAGUCCGGCGUCUACUGGUCCUGGAACGGCGGGCCGCGCGAGGGCCGCGGCGCCGAGGCAUUGGAGAAAGGGGGUCAAAUCACGGGCGGCGGCGGCGCGGGCGGCGGCUGGGAUUCGAUCUACGAGAACGACCAGUCCGACAAAGUGCUCAACCAGGACACGGCCUCGGACCUGUUCAAGUACAGUACGAUCGUGACCGGCGCCGAGUGGCCGCCGGCCAAUCAGCCCAAGUCCCCCUGCCCGACGCUCAAGGUGAUUGGUGCGAUCACGGCCUACCAGAACAAGAAGGAGGAGCUCAAGCGGAUGAAGCAGGGGCCGGGCAUGGUCGCGGGGAAAGGCAUUGUCAUUACCGCUACUGCGGCCAAGGCCGUGGACGCCGGUUCGAGUGUGUUAUUAUUGCCGUUGCGCGUGCUGCAGCGCGUCUUGCUGGGCAAGCUGCCGGAGAAGGCGACGUCCGGAAGUUUCCAGGAGACGAAGGUCAAGAGGAGAGGCGGGUUGCUGACGUUCUGGCGGCGGCAGCCGGAGGUCGUUGAAGAGGAGGCGGUCGUCGCGGAGGUCGAGGAUGAGCUGGAUCCCGAGGUCGAGGCGAACCAGCGCCUACGCGACGAGCUCGAGGAGGAGCUGCGCGCGAAGAUCCAGGCGCAGGCGGCGAUCGACGGCGGCCUGGCGCCGCCCGACGGUGAUGAUGAAAUGGCCGCGCCGGCGGGCGAGCUCGAGACGUCGCGCUGAGUUCUCUGUUUCCCCCUUUCGUGUUCCCCACCCCUGUCGUCGCUACGGCGGCGGGGAUAUAUGAUUGAAGUCGUAAAUAUACA